Molecule: messenger RNA, 5171 nt
Organism: Prosopis cineraria
Lineage: Eukaryota; Viridiplantae; Streptophyta; Magnoliopsida; Fabales; Fabaceae
Product: CHD3-type chromatin-remodeling factor PICKLE
Biological process (GO): negative regulation of transcription by RNA polymerase II; chromatin remodeling
Cellular component (GO): nucleus; chromatin
Molecular function (GO): histone binding; ATP binding; iron ion binding
Source: RefSeq, a predicted model, not a curated record
CUUUACUCAGAAGGGGUGCGAAAACAGCACCGGUGCACAAAAUAAAGCACCAGGCCGCGGCAAACCCGACCGCCAAAUUUUAAUUUUACGUUGUCCCUAUCCCAGCGAAUUCCGGGAACCCUGACGCUAAGAUCCGGCGGCGACCGGAAAAUUUUACACUCUGCGAUCAUGAGCAGUCUGGCUGAGAGGCUUCGAGUAAGAUCAGAUCGCAAGCCUAUUUAUAGCAUUGAUGAAUCAGAUGAUGAAGCUGAUUUUGUGCCCGGAAAACACGAGCCAACCGAGGAAAAGUUUGAGAGGAUAGUCAGAAGUGAUACGAAAGAAAACUGUUGUCAAGCUUGUGGAGAAAAUGGAAAUCUUUUGAACUGUGAUACAUGCACUUAUGCCUAUCAUCCUAGGUGUUUACUUCCACCACUUAGAGCUCCCAUUCCAGACAAUUGGAGAUGCCCUGAAUGUGUUAGCCCACUUAAUGAUAUUGAUAAGAUAUUAGACUGUGAGAUGCGCCCCACUGUAGCUGAUGACACUGAUGCCACAAAACUGGGGUCAAAACAAAUUUUUGUCAAACAAUAUCUUGUUAAGUGGAAGGGGCUACCGUAUCUCCAUUGCACAUGGGUGCCAGAAAAGGAGUUUCUGAAAGCUUUCAAGACCCAUCCUCGCCUAAAGACAAAAGUAAAUAACUUCCAUCGUCAAAUGGCAUCAGUUAAUACUUCUGAUGAAGACUUUGUUGCCAUUCGACCUGAAUGGACCACUAUUGAUCGAAUUAUUGCUUGCAGGGGUGAUGAUGAUAAGGAAUAUCUUGUGAAAUGGAGAGAGCUUUCAUAUGAUGAAUGCUAUUGGGAGUUUGAGUCCGAUAUUUCUGAGUUUCAGGCAGAAAUUGAAAGAUUCAACAGAUUUCAGUCAAGGUCUAGGAAACUUGUUAUUUCUAACAAGCAGAAAAGCAGUGUUAGAGAUGGUGCAGAAUUCCUGAAGCAUCAGAAAGAAUUUCAUCAGUAUGAACAUAGCCCUGAAUUUCUUUCCGGGGGUACAUUACAUCCAUAUCAGCUGGAAGGCUUAAACUUUUUACGUUUCUCAUGGUCUAAGCAAACUCAUGUUAUACUUGCGGAUGAAAUGGGACUUGGCAAAACCAUACAAAGUAUUGCUUUCUUGGCAUCACUUUUUGAAGAUAAUAUUUCCCCACAUUUGGUGGUUGCUCCACUUUCAACACUGCGAAACUGGGAACGUGAAUUUGCAACAUGGGCACCACAAAUGAAUGUUGUUAUGUAUGUUGGAUCUUCUCAAGCCCGUGCUGUUAUACGAGAGCAUGAAUUUUACUUCCCAAAGAGCCAGAAGUUAAAAAAAAAGAAAUAUGGUCAAAUAGUCAAUGAAAGCAAGCAAGAUAGGAUUAAAUUUGAUGUCCUCUUGACAUCAUAUGAGAUGAUCAACCUUGACACAGCUUCAUUGAAACCUAUAAAGUGGGAGUGCAUGAUAGUUGAUGAAGGUCACCGUCUCAAAAAUAAGGAUUCAAAAUUAUUUUCUUCAUUGAAGCAAUAUUCUAGCAGACAUCGUGUGCUUUUGACCGGGACUCCUCUGCAGAACAACUUGGAUGAACUAUUUAUGCUUAUGCACUUCCUUGAUGCUGGGAAGUUUGGAAGUUUAGAGGAAUUUCAGGAAGAGUUCAAGGAUAUCAAUCAAGAGGAGCAGAUUUCAAGGCUUCACAAAAUGUUGGCCCCCCAUCUUCUUAGAAGGGUCAAGAAAGACGUCAUGAAGGAAUUACCUCCCAAAAAGGAACUGAUUUUACGUGUUGAAUUAAGCAACAAACAGAAAGAAUAUUAUAAGGCAAUUUUGACCCGUAAUUAUCAGAUAUUAACUCGUCGUGGUGGAGCUCAGAUUUCUCUUAUCAAUGUUGUUAUGGAGUUGCGAAAGCUCUGUUGUCAUCCUUACAUGUUAGAAGGAGUUGAGCCAGAUAUCCAAGAUGCAAAAGAAUCUUACAAAAAACUGCUGGAAUCAUCUGGGAAGUUGCAAUUGUUAGACAAAAUGAUGGUGAAGCUUAAAGAGCAAGGGCAUAGAGUCCUCAUAUAUUCACAAUUCCAGCACAUGCUGGACUUGCUUGAAGAUUAUUGUUCUUACAAGAGUUGGCAGUAUGAAAGGAUAGAUGGCAAGGUUGGUGGAGCUGAAAGACAAGUACGAAUAGAUCGGUUUAAUGCCAAACAUUCUUCAAGAUUUUGUUUUCUUCUUUCUACUAGAGCAGGGGGAUUGGGGAUAAACCUUGCAACAGCUGACACAGUUAUUAUAUACGAUAGUGAUUGGAACCCUCAUGCUGAUCUACAAGCUAUGGCUAGGGCUCAUCGACUUGGACAAACUAGUAAGGUAAUGAUUUAUAGGCUUGUAACGCGGGGAAGCAUUGAAGAAAGAAUGAUGCAGAUGACUAAGAAGAAAAUGGUGCUAGAACAUCUUGUUGUAGGAAGGCUAAAAUCUCAAAAUAUUAACCAGGAGGAGUUGGAUGAUAUUAUAAGGUAUGGCUCUGAGGAGUUAUUUGCUGAUGAGAAUGAUGAAGCAGGGAAAUCACGCCAAAUUCAUUAUGAUGAUGCUGCCAUAGAUAGAUUGCUGGAUCGUGAACAAGUCGGUAAUGAAGAGACUGCAAUGGAUGAUGAGGAGGAUGGAUUUCUCAAGGCUUUUAAGGUGGCAAAUUUUGAAUAUGUUGAUGAAGUUGAGGCUGCAGCAGAGGAGGCAGCAAAAAAGAGAGCUAUGGACAAUGAAUCUGCUUUGGCAAGUACAGAGAGAGCAAAAUACUGGGAGGAAUUGUUAGGAGAUAGAUAUGAAAUGCAUAAAGUUCAUGAGUUGGAUGCCUUGGGCAAAGGGAAACGGAGUCGUCACAAGCAGAUGGUCUCCGUUGAGGAUGAUGAUCUUGCUGGUCUGGAAGAUGUAAGCUCUGAUGGUGAUGACAAUGUUGAUGCGGAGCUUACUGAUGCUGAUUCAAAUUCUUAUGGAACUAUUUCUAAAAGACCUUAUAAGAAGAGAGCCCGGGUAUAUUAUUAUUUAAUUUUAUUCUUGUAAUGAUACUGAUGUUGAUCUCGUCUUGACUGUGGUGUCACCUUUCUCCUAAAUUCUUUACCAGCAGAUAGCACAGAGCCGCAUCCUCUGAUGGAAGGUGAAGGAAAAUCAUUUCGAGUGCUUGGUUUUAAUCAGAAUCAGAGAGCUGCAUUUGUGCAAAUUCUGAUGAGGUUUGGGAUGGGCGAUUAUGAUUGGAAGGAGUUCACUUCCCGAAUGAAACAGAAGACUUAUGAAGAAAUCAAAGACUAUGGAAUCCUUUUCCUAAAUCAUAUUAUAGAUACAACUGAUGCCUCUACAUUUUCAGAUGGCGUUCCGAAAGAAGGACUAAGAAUUCAAGAUGUACUUGUGAGGAUUGCAAUUCUGGGGCUUGAUAAGGGAAAAUUGAAGUUUGCAUCAGAAAACCCUGGGACUCCACUUUUUUCAGAUGAAAUUUUAUUUCGCUAUCCUAGUUUGAAGGGUGCAAAGUUUUGGAAGGAGGAGCAUGAUUUAGUGCUGCUGCGUGCUGUAUUGAGGCACGGAUAUGGAAGGUGGCAAGCUAUUGUUGAUGAUAAGGAUCUGAAGAUUCAUGAGAUCAUCUGUCAGGAGCUGAACCUGCCCGUUAUAAAUUUACCAGUACCGGGUCAAGUAGGCUCUCAAUCGCAAAAUAGUGUAAAUUUGUCCAACGGAGAAGCAGCUAGCAAUCAAUCUCGGGAAAAUGAUGUGAGUGACAAAGCAGCUGAUGGUGCACUUGGUUCUGGUGAUGCUAGGAGCCAAACACAUUUACAUCAAGAGUCCUCCAUAUUAUAUUUUAGAGACAUGCAGAGAAGACAGGUUGAGUUUAUAAAAAAGAGGGUGCUUCUCUUGGAAAAAGGGAUCAAUGCGGACUACCAGAAAGAAUGCUUAGGUGAAGUAAAAGUAAAUGAAGUAACAAACAAUGGACUUAGUUGUGAACCCACGGCUACAAGUAUAUCUAGUAACAAAUCAGGGGAGACAGACACCCAAAUGUCUGAUCAACUGCCUCAAGUGGAGGCAAUAGCUUCAGACAAGAUUUCUGUUGCUGAUGGUGAUCCCAAUCGUUUGGAAUUGGUUCGGCUUUACAAUGAGAUGUGUAAAGUCAUGGACGAAAACACCAGUGCAAGAAAACUAGCAGAAGUUGACAUGAAGAAAUUGCUGACAAUAGAGCCCAUUUGCGACGACAUCAAUAGAAUUCUAACACCCCUACAGCAAAGUCACCCUUCUGAAGAAAAGCCAUUAUUGAUUCUAGAGAAUAAAUCAGCGGUUUCACCACAAAAUGAAGUGGUGAUUUCUCAAGAUGGCAAACCUAAAUCAGUAGGCAACGAGAGAACAGAUCUGGUAAUGGGGUGUCAACUUACAAAAGAAAGCUGCACGGUCCUUGUCCAAGAGAAGGAAUCACCAAGUCUUUUAGAAACCAGGGGAAGUGAUAUAGAAAUGAAUGAAGCUGAUAAUGAUGCUGAACUGAAUGAAAAGAAAGAAAAAUCUGACCCAGAGGUCAUCUUGUUGGAUGAUUAAAAGCAAUGCCUAAUAGACAGCUUCGCCAUACCUUAGCUUAGUAGUUUAAAGAAACAUUUGUCAUUCACUAAUUGGGGAAUAAGGAGCUACAACAUAGGCACUAGUGAGAAUUAUUUUGCUUAAAGUUCAGUGGAAACUGUUCAUAAAGUUAGUGUGUAGCUUUUCCAGGCAUCGAACAGCCUUUGAUCCAUUGUAUGUACCCGCUACCCCUUGUUCGAUGUCCCAUAUAGACUCGGAAGCACCUCAGCCUCAAUAGCUAGAUGCCUGAGUACUGAUAUAACUUCACUCACUGGGGCCAUUGGAAAGAAGUCCUAAUAUAAUAUCGAAGUAUUUUUGUUCAUUGAAAAAUAUUAUUUAGGCCAAGUACAUUUCCAUAAAUUAAACGGAUUAAUAUUAUAUGAUAGCAUGAGCGUACUUGGCCAGUCUCAACGUGGGUUUCCUCCAUUUGUUGAUUUCUUAGUUGGGCUACUGCCUGAUUCUUAUCUCUGUUCAGGUUGAAUUUAGUGUCACUACGCCUAUCAGAACUUUUGUGGCUCUUGCUGCUAAGGUCGAGAGCACGAAAGCAUCAAUUUGUUAUGUGCAAGGGGCGAUGUUGACGUUGGAUUUUAUAAAACCAUAUACUUCAUAUUCUUCUC